This is a messenger RNA of Anastrepha ludens (Mexican fruit fly), 1533 nucleotides long. RefSeq names its product ataxin-1-like. The record is from RefSeq and is a predicted model, not a curated record. The transcript is spliced from 4 exons. The coding region runs from base 481 to 1533 and encodes 350 amino acids. Lineage: Eukaryota; Metazoa; Arthropoda; Insecta; Diptera; Tephritidae.
GAUAAAAAAUUAUACACAUAUUAAAAAGAAGUAUAAAAAUUAUGACCCUGUACUAAAAUCGUAUAGCAAAUCCACUCUUAAAAGACAAAUACAGUGAUUCUAUACUCGCAAGCGAAGACAAAUUGCAAUUGAAAUCACUUUUUCGAAGUAACAUUCAGUGCUGCAACCAGUUACGUCCUCUCAAAGACUGAUUUUGUGAUUUAGUGUAAAAACAAACGAAAAUAAAAAAAAAACAAAAUUUGUAAGAAAAAAAUUAUUGAAACAGAACGUGAGUGAGUCAAUUAAAUAAAAUAUAUAACUGCAAUUAUAUCUCAAACAUGAAAAUUUCAUAUGCCUUGUGUCAGUGAAACCCUCAAAUGGAGUGCAAACCAGCGAUCACUUUAGUCGUUUUAUUUUCAGUUCUAUUUCCGUUUUAUUUGUGUUUUCCUUCUUAUUGUAUUUUCUUGUCGCGCUCGUUUGUAUUUUAUUUUACGCGUAAAAAUGUUGUUAGCAAUGCGUCGUGAGAGUGAACACCACCACGCCGCAGCCACAGCAACAGUACCUCCAACAGCCGCAACCGCUGCCGUCACUGCCGUCCCCUCGGCGUCAGCAUCAGCACCAGCCAGUAGUGCAUUGGCCACCACAAAUGGUCUAGUAGUGCCCAGUGUUAGUUCAGCACUUCAGCUGUCACCCAGCCUGAGUAUCGCCGCAAACGCAACGUCUUGUACAUCACAACACCAUCAUCUGCAACAACAGCAACAGCAACAGCUAGAGCUUCAACAACACGCACAACAAUUGCAACAGCAACACCAACAACAACAAGUAGACUCGUUAAAUACACCCACGACACCGUUGCUAAACUUAGGACGUAGUCCUUUGCAAUUCCCGCCGCCACCACCGCCACCGAUUUCGGUGCAGACUGGCCCACAAUUCGGCUUCUAUACACCUAAUACGGGUGCGGCCACUUACUUGCAUCCGCAUUAUCCGCACCCGUCAACGGUACCAACGUCCGCCGGCACUUCAUUGGUGUCUGUCAACUCCGGAAGCGCAUCUUUGGCGAAUGGCUCGCAGCGAUCCAGCUCAACUCAGUCGACGGAAUUAGACGAAUACGUUGACAUUUUACAAGUACAGCAAUUGUUGUUGGACUCAUCAGCGUCAGCUAGUCAACAAGCAUUAGCAGCAACAGCUAUUGGCAGCAACACAAACAACACAACUGCCACGCCGAGUCCACAACAGAGUUUGCCAAAACCACGACCACGUUUGAAUUUGCAAAAGGCCUCAGAAUACGCUGCUCAAGUGCAAGCGGAGUCUCCAUCUUCCCGUCGCAUGCUCCUCGAUUAUCCCAGUCCAUAUUUGUACGGCAAUCAUUACCAUUCGUCGCCCAGUGAGGACCUCGUUGCCCUCUGGUUCGGCAGCAAUGGCUCAGGUGAGUCGCUGUCAUUUUUCAUUGAUGAAGCUUUCGUCUAUCUGCAUGGCACUGACAUCGUCGGCAGCCGGAGUAUUGCCUCAGCCACAGCCACAACGAAGGCAGCGGCGACCAUCUAUGCCACAUAG